AUGCUUUGGGGUUCUUACAAGUUUGUGGCGAUUCCGCUCAUACUCGUCUUUUUCUUACUCAGCUGUGGCACUCAAGUGAUACUACCCAAAGAGCUCGAUACACAUCAAAAUGUCAUUGUGGUUUCGAUUUUGACCCUUUUAUUUCCAGCGGCAGCCUUCUUGGCUAAAGUGGCCACCGUGCCUUCUACGCUGUUGCCCCAGGAGCCUCCCAAGGGCGCCAUGAGGCUUCUUUGGCUCCCAGUUGUAUUGGAGUCAUUCAAAUUUUGCAUUUUAUUCAUCGCCAGCAGGAUGGGCAGCCUGGCGAAGGUUUUACAUCACGCCCUUAACGUUGCAUCAUUGCUACUGUUUUUUGUGGUGGCGCUUACACUUUACCAGAAUGCGCCACACAAUAUGGGACUAUACCAACGGUUUUAUAGUCUAUUGGAUAUUUGGGAGGAUUGCCGGUUAGCGCCGCUCCCACCUUCGAAAAUCAAGCAUCAGGGUUCUAUUGCAUCGUUAGGCUCUAAUGGCUCCGGAGAAUCAGAGGAGGCGCCUUCCUUCAACUUGAAUUCCUUCUCCGGUAAGUCCAACAGGGUUCUUUCCCAGAGCAAGCUGAUGCCUAUAUUAUCCACUCCGCUGCUGUCAGUGCUGGGCGCUAUUGACCGCUUUUAUUCUGUCUCCCCCAAGAAUACAUUGCAUUUGGCGUCCGAUGAUGAGUCCUUACAUAAUGGGCCGCACGGUUAUAAUCCGUACGACAGCUUAUUUAGAAGCGGCCUGUUUUCGUAUGAGCACUCAGACGUCCCAAGCCCUCUUGAUGGCCCUGACGUUAGUUUCGAAGGUUCCAUAAACUCUUGUGAUCCGAUGGAUCCACAUUGCUGCAAUGGGGCUGGAUCCUCAUUGAGCAUCAACCAGUUACCACCAAAGGAUAGCACACAUUCAAGCUCUACCUCAUCCUCGGCUUCAUCGAAGUCCUCGAGGAUCGGCUUCCUUAAGUGGUUCCAUUGGUUGUUUCCCUUCAAUUUCUUUCAGAAGCGCAAGUCCAAAGCCUUCUACCGCAGACUUCAGCGGGUGCAGAUAAAGCAAAGGUUCUCCACAUUUAGUUUGAAGAACGAGGCCUCUUCUCUUUUAUCAACUGAGAAACCUCCGCUUUAUGGCUCGCUCGAUUUAGAAAGUCAGACGUUCACGCCAGCGUACACUCGCCAAUACAACUGUCAUGACUUCUAUCAGUUUGCAAAGUUCUCAAACGCCAACUAUGAUGAAUGGGUGUCAACCACAAAUCAAGUUGAUCCUAUCUUCAGGAAGUUUGGCGUGACUAUUGACCAAUUCAGCAUAUUCUACUUUGUUGCAUACGUGACUGAGCUUAUCUUAGCUCAGUUCGUCUCUACCAUGACCCUUGCAUUACCAUUCUACAUGUCGAUCCUGGUGGGUCAGACAUUGGCACUUUACUCAGGCAUGUUCAUAUGUCAUUUAUUUUGCACAAAUUUCCUCAAGAACCAGAGUGAAAGAUCAUACAAAUUCAACAUUCUCACUGCGUUAACAGUGAGAAUUUUAACCUUCAGCGGCCUCGUUGCACUUUACGUGAGUGCAUCUUGA
Molecule: messenger RNA, 1572 nt
Organism: Candidozyma haemuli
Lineage: Eukaryota; Fungi; Ascomycota; Pichiomycetes; Serinales; Metschnikowiaceae
Exons: 1
Coding region: 1-1572 (523 amino acids)
Source: RefSeq, a predicted model, not a curated record